CGCAACGGGCCGGUUCUUGGGCGGCAUUCGGCGAUGACAGUUUGAUCUCUCACGAACAGCGUAUCGCAUCCUCGUACACAACAGAGCUUUACGCGCUGCAUGGUUAGACUGGACCAAACAGCACCAUGGCACACUAAAACGGGACUUGGAAAGUUACUCAUGCCGAAUGAAGCUCAUUCUGCAUCUGGGCGGACUCACUGAACGGGAGGUUCUUCACUGCUAAAAGACUCGUCUUGGGGAUAACAAACAGCAGCGCGCCAGUAACUGAGACUAACUUUCGGCUCAUUGGCUCAAGGAGAAUAUCAGCAUUUUGUUUAUGAGUGAACCAUCAUCCGUCUAAUCACGUUCAGGGGAUCGUUGUCAACAGUUUAUGAACUAGAGGCGCUUACGCUCUGGAUUGGGAAUGUAUUUAUUGAUCUAAGUGAACGCAUGAGCGCAGAGACAGUGGAUGAAUGAACAAAAAGUCUCACUGAAAAAUCAAUAUUACUGUGCAUUGGAGUCGUAGAUUGUGCGCGCAAAGUUUUAACAUAAACUCACACUUACAACGGAGAUCAGUAAUAUCAAGCUUAUAUUAAUGUAAAGGAUUGCUGUAUUACUGAAUCGAACAAGAGCUCGUUUCAUGCGCAAAGACGCGCCCGAGACACUUCAGAAAAUUACGCGCACAACUGUGGCUGGACUGUGAGAAGCAACAUGUACCCGGCGUGCCGGACAAACGCGUUCAGUAUCUCUCCAUCUGCUGCUCUGGCAAUGUUUGGGAAUUCGGGUAAAGCGAGAAUGAGACCCUGUUGGAUUGUAAUAUUGCUGUCGGUGCUUCUACAUCUGGCUUCAGCACAAGAUGACGUUCCUCCAUACUUUAAAACAGAGCCGGUACCGAGUCAGUUGCAUCUGGAGAGGAACCGGUUGGUCCUGACCUGUAUGGCUGAAGGAAGCUGGCCUUUGGAGUUUAAAUGGAUCCACAACGACACAGAGAUCACACGGUUCUCGCUUGAGUACAGGUAUUUGAUACCAUCUUUGGACAGAUCGCAUGCUGGCUUCUACAGGUGCAUUGUGAGGAACCGAGUUGGAGCUUUGUUACAGAGGAGAACUGAAGUGCAAGUUGCAUCACGAGGAACAGCUGCUGCAAUUGAACCGAGUGCCGAGCCUCUGGUGUUUCAAGCCAAAUUCAAGUUUUACUGCCCACUGACCUCUUGCCGGAUGUUCCUGGUCAUUAUUGAAGUUCGAUUUUCUUUGGGAGAAGCCAUCACUCUGGACAAUACGCUGGUCAUCCUGUCCACUGUGGCCCCAGAUGCUGGACGAUACUAUGUGCAAGCUGUGAACGACAAGAACGGAGAAAACAAGACCGGCCAACAUAUAACACUGUCUGUGGAAAACAACAUGCCGGUUUUACGAGCAUACACACCUGUGAACAACAGGCUAUAG
Molecule: messenger RNA, 1419 nt
Organism: Danio aesculapii
Lineage: Eukaryota; Metazoa; Chordata; Actinopteri; Cypriniformes; Danionidae
Product: protein sidekick-2-like
Exons: 6
Coding region: 691-1419 (242 amino acids)
Biological process (GO): heterophilic cell-cell adhesion
Cellular component (GO): cell surface
Source: RefSeq, a predicted model, not a curated record